Messenger RNA from Platichthys flesus (European flounder), 1659 nucleotides. RefSeq lists its product as uncharacterized. NCBI's taxonomy places the organism in Eukaryota, Metazoa, Chordata, Actinopteri, Pleuronectiformes, Pleuronectidae. The transcript is spliced from 2 exons. The coding region runs from base 193 to 1389 and encodes 398 amino acids. The record is from RefSeq and is a predicted model, not a curated record.
ACAGUAAGGUCGAGGGCACAGUAGGGAGCCAGCCAAAGGGGGAGGGGGCUCCUACACCUUCCUCUUACCACGACACAUCAGCACUUGACCCAAGGAGGCUCCACACCACGCCUUCAGUCCCAGUCCCAGCAGCCCGAGGAGGGGAGGGCAGUUAUCUGGGGCACUCCGCACACCCAUAGGCUUUGCUAGAUCAUGGAGCUGCCCUGUCUUCCUACAGAGUCCCCCACAGCAGCCAGCUCCUGCUCCAUGGAUCCCCUGUACGACAACUGCCCACCUUUCGCCCAGCGAGGGAGGGCCAGGGUGAGGGAAAUGGAGAGUAGGGUUGUGUGCCCGGGUGUAACCAGACUCCCAGGCCCUUGCAGCUCUUGCAGCCCUCUGGCCGGACUGACCCCAGCUGUGGCUUUGGUUCCCACACUGGACUGUGGGGGAAGAGCGCCUGGCGGCUGGCCAGAUCAUAGCUACUGCAGCUGGGGAGGGGGCCGGGGGAGACGGGGCUGGGAAGCAGAGCUGGAUCAGGGCAUAAACAGAGGAAGAGGAGGGGGAGAGAGAAGGGGAGAACAGGGAGGCUGUGGGGAGGACAGAGCCCAUCUCCACCAGAGCCCCAAUCCAUCCCAGAGUGAGCAGCACAGGAGUGCUCUGUCUCUGUAUGAUAACCUGCCUGACGCUGUCACCCCUGAAAGCCUCCAGGAGGUCUUUGAGACAGAGACAAGUUUCCAGGAGCAGAUGUAUCAGGCAUGGGCCCCUGAGCACAUGCAGGGCCUGAUGGAGGCUGAGGGAGUGAGUCAAGACAAGAGCCCCUGGUCCUCCUGUGAGAUCAGCCUCCCCGAGAGCGGCUCAAUCAACCAGGACCAGAAUCCAGACCAGGACAAGGAGCGUGAGCAGGAGCCAGAGCUGGACUCAGGAUCCUGUGGAUAUCAGCAGGCCGACCUCCAGCUCCCAUCGUCACCUCACGUCCUGACAGGCAGCUCCCCUCAGCUGUGUCCCACUGAGUGCCAGGGCCUGUGGCCCCCCGAGCAGCCGGCCUGGUCUCCCAGGGUGCCCCCUCCCAUACCGCAGGCUGACCCGUGUGCCAGCGCCCUCCGCAGCCUCCUCACCAGCCUCCAACAGCAGAUCGGCCGACAGAGGGAGCAGUAUGAGGAGAGAAUAAUCAGCCUAGAGCAGAGAAAUGAGGAGCUGCAGGACGAGGUUGUGCGGCUGAAAACCAACCUGGUGCAGCAGCGCCACUGGUACCAGGUCAUCCAGACGAAGAUCGUGGAGUCGGAGAGAGCCCGGGACGCCGCAGAAGAUCGCAACGCAACGCUGCAGAGAGAGAUGGAUCAGUUCUUCGACACCUUCGGAGAACUCAACAACGAGGCCAAGAAGACAGAGUAUAUCGUCAAGAGCUUCUGAGGAGGAAUGUGUGUUGACAUGAAUGGUGUGUGCAAGGUGCAGGGGGAAAGGCAAGAAAGACCUGGUGCUGAGGUUUGUCUCUAGGCAGAACAUGUUGCUCUCUCGUUGGGAGGGAUUUAAGUGAUGUACAGCUAUUUGUUCACUGGAAGAAAAUGAAUCACUGAUGUCCACUUUAUUAGUUGCGUAAGGGCCAAGUGAUAAUAACGUUGUGGUCGAUGCAAUCGCACAGGACAUCUCUGAAAAUAAAAGGAGAAACAAACUGAACGAAAA